GUGGCAAUGAAAAUGUUUUACAGAAAUUGCGUCAUUCUCGCAUGCGCAGGUGCGGCAAUCGCCAUUGUAUGCCAGGAAGCGAAAGUAGCGAAAGGAUGGACAUGCAGCGACUCGUCGAGGUCAUACAAUGAUGCUGCUGAACAAACUGAAGUGGAGAGCGAAUCGAGUUACGAUAUGAAUUGCUGCAGCCAAGAUGCCUGUGCAGUAGUAAGUAGCGGACGGGUUCUUCGUGUGCAUACGCAGUGUCAGGCUUUACAAUCCAACUCGACCUCUGCAACGUCUACACCCCCUUGGUGUCUACAGCAACAACCUGAGCUAACAAGCUGCGAAGUGUCUUAUGGCUGCACCAGUUCGGAUCCGGAAUGCUUUUGCCACAAGAACAAGGAGACUGAUCCGUUGUGUCAGGAUUGUCACUACAACUAUUGCGAUACAUGCAUAGAUCAGGCAUCCACAAAUUACAAACCUGUGCAUCAGUCGCGCUGCAUCAAUUGCCAGGAUGCCCACAACAUCCCAUCGAUCGAUUUUGUUUGCACACAGUGCGACAACGAAAAGGGAUGCGUUACUGGUACAUUGGCCGGCCAAACUAAGAAUAGCAACGAGUUCCAUGUUUUCGAAAUGGAGUGGUACCAGAACAAUGGCCUGUGGUCUAUCAGAAAAACCACUGGCGUGGCGGUGAGUACUGAUCAGAACUACAUUAACAAUCUUCCUGGCAGAAAUGGUUGCACGGACGAGCGCAAUGCCGAGAACCAAUGUGUGGAUUUAACACAAACUGUGUAUCAGCUCGCAUAUCCGGAACCGACCUCAGUAGAGACUCCGUCGCCCACCCCGUCCCCACAAGAACCGACUCCCUCGCCCACUUCCGACUUGACUACUCUACUAUAGCGUCCUCACAAUCAAGUACUCCUUCGCCCACCCAGUCUGUUGGUGCGGUGACAGCAAGGACCACGCCACCUCUUUGUCAGCAAACCGGCAGUGAUUUGUUAGUAUGCGAAAGUACCUACCAGUGUAAUUCCUUAGACCCCGAUUGCGUUUGUUAUAAGAACAAGGAAGUCGACUCGAAUUGUCAGUACUGUCAGUCGAAUGGUGCUUGCACCUAUUUUUUUAAAUGAUAACUACACACCGGCAAGGAAUUCAAGAUGUGUAGAUUGUCAUGCAGCUCACAGUGAUUCAUCCGUCGGAUUUGAGUGCACAAGGUGUGACAAUGCUGUAGGAUGCGCUCAAGGGACGUUGAACGGUCAAGCCGUGUAUUCAGGUUUCAAGGUUUAUGAGAUGGAGUGGUUCCAGGAGGGCGGAGUGUGGUCAGUCCGCAAAACAACUGGAAUUCCUAUCCAACAAAAUGGCCAGGAUGCGGAUCAGAGUUAUAUCUACAGUAUUUCGAACAAUGGAUGCACCGACAGCAAUUGCAACGAGUAUACCGAACGUUUGGCGCAGGUAUCGUGGUAGACUUUGGACCGAUGAUCGUGGGUUGCAUGCAGUAUAAUAGCAUAUGGGUUGUAUUUAGUAGAAUAUUAUAAAGUUUUAUAACACCUUGAC
Sphaeroforma arctica JP610 is the source of this 1533-nucleotide messenger RNA. RefSeq lists its product as hypothetical. Lineage: Eukaryota; Ichthyosporea; Ichthyophonida. The coding region runs from base 7 to 882 and encodes 291 amino acids. The transcript has a single exon. The record is from RefSeq and is a predicted model, not a curated record.